CUAUACAACACUGUGUAAUGCUAUCAAAAGGCUGCUUCUCUGACACCCAUUUUUAGCAUGAAUGAAUGCUUGUAGACCAAAAAGAGCCCGCUUAUCAAUGAUCCUCACGCUAAAACCCAAAACAAGCCCGCCCAAAGUGCCAAUCAAUAAAACAAGAGAAAUCCACACACACAGUGUGAGUGUGCCUUUUCUUUGCAAUGCAGCAGGGUAGUGCUCUGUUUGUUAUCAUUUGAUUUGUGAGUGAUUUGAUAAGUAAAAAAGAGAUGGUUGUUUGUUUGGGUUUGCGUGAAAACCUGAAAAGGUCCAGUGAAAUGCAUGGGUAAUGGGUUGGAUUGACGAAUGAUGAUGAUUCAAAUCCCAGAAGACCCGAAUGUCACUACUUGAUUUGCCAAGCCUUUUUCAGUUUUCAUCUCCAUUUCCCUUGGGUUUAGCAUAUUUCCUGUGGAACUGAGUAGGGACCCUUGGUUGCUCUUCUUGAUGUACUGGCGUUUGGGGAAAAGUGGAAAAAAAAAAAAAAGAUGUGGGGCUUGGAUCGAAAUAUUUGUGCUUGGGUGCUGAGGAACUGCUGGAAAUUUUUAGCUUUAUGAAAUUGGGAAUUUUUGAGUGAAGAAUUAGAGAGAAAUGGGGGGAACAAGCUCAAAAGGUGAGAGGAGUGAAGCUUUGAGAUUGUGCAAAGAGAGAAAGAGGUUCAUCAAAAAAGCCAUAGAUUCUAGAUAUGCAUUAGCAGCUGCCCAUGUUUCAUAUGUUCAAUCUCUGAGAAAUAUAGGCAUUGGUCUUGGGAGGUAUGCUGAGGCUGAGGUGUUGAUAGAGCCCUCUAUAUCCACUCCCCCCACUGACCCUUCAGCCUCUCCGCUUCACAUUCCCGGUGGGACUUCAGAUUCUCCGGUUCUCAAUGGAAGCCCUGUGUCACCCCUUACUGCUAGGUUGAGUUACAUGAAGUCGGGUGGCACUUCGGCCGUUACUGUUAAGGUGACUCCACCAGUCAAGAAUAUGUAUGUUGAAGAUGGUGGGUUUCGAAUGCCCCCACCGCCACCUCCGCCUCUGGAGUCUGGCUCUUCUUGGGAUUUCUUCGAUCCUGCUGGUAAUGCAGAGAGCUUUAGAUUUGCAGUGGAUAAUGAUGGGUGUAUGAACUUUGAUGAUAUGGAAAUGAAUGGCGAUGGGGAUAUGGUUCAAGAAGAAUUCAUGACACCUAAUUCGGAUACUAGAAGUCCCAAAUAUAGUAAAUUGGAAGUGGAUAAUUCCCAUCCAGUUACACCCCAGGGGGCGAAAAGCAAUAGUCAUAAUGGACUUGGAAAAAGAUCUGGUAUGCAGCAAUCUGGAUCAAAGGGUGACAAGUCUUUGGUGGGGAAAGAUAUGUAUGCAGAAAGAGAGGAUCCUUCGGAGUUCAUAACACAUAGGGCUAAAGAUUUCCUCUCUAGUGUAAAGGACAUCGAGAACCAGUUCUUUAGAGCAUCAGAAUCCGGUAAAGAGGUUUCCAGGAUGCUCGAGGCUAGCAAAAUCCGAGUUGGGUAUUCAGAAGCUAAAGGAAAAUUGUCGGCUUCAAUCUACUUGACUUCCAUUGGUGGAGCUUGCUGCCGAAGAGGAACUGCAAACAUUUCUGAAGGGGAACAGGGGCAUGGGACAAAGGUCAUUACUUGGAAACGGACAACAUCUUCAAGGUCAUCUUCAUCGAGGAACCCUCUUAAUGCAAAAGAUGACAACGAUGACAGUGGAAGUGAUUUUGUUGAAGAUUUUUGCAUGAUUGCUGGAAGCCACUCAUCGACCCUCGACAGAUUAUAUGCAUGGGAGAGGAAGCUUUAUGAUGAAGUGAAGGCAAUUGAGUUAAUUAGGAGGGAAUAUGAUCGUAAGCGCGUCCAGCUUAGACACCAAUUCGCCAAAGAUCUUAGUUCCCAAGUAAUUGACAAAACCCGAGCAGUGGUGAAGGAUCUACAUUCCCGAAUCAGGGUUGCACUCUAUGCAGUAGACUCAAUAUCAAAGCGGAUUGAAAAAAUGAGGGAUGAAGAGUUGUUGCCUCAACUUUUGGAGCUUAUUCAGGGGUUGAUCAGAAUGUGGAGAUCGAUGCUCGAAUGUCAUCACACUCAAUAUAUAACGAUCUCGUUAGCAUACCAUGGCAAGGCAGCAUCGGGUAGAAGUAGUCCCCGGGGAGAAGAUCAAAAGCAGAUCGUGGCACAGCUACUGGAUGAAGUGGAGUGUUUCGGGUUGAGCUUUGCUGAUUGGAUCAACAGCCAGACAUCAUAUGUAGAAGCUCUAAACAGUUGGUUGCAGAACUGCAUCUUGCAACCACCAGAGAGAAAGAGCAGGAGAGCCUUUUCCCCUCGUCGUGUGAUAGCCCCGCCAAUUUUCGCCCUUUGUCGUGAUUGGUCAGCUGGAAUUCAGUCUCUGCCAUCUCGAGAACUCAAUGAUGCCAUCAGAGCAUUUCUAUAUGAGCUGCGCCAUUCAGGCGAACAGCGCCACGAGGAACAACAAUGCAACAAUGAGGAAAUCAUGGAGAAAGACGGAGGAGAUAAGAAGCACGAGAGGUGCUCAAAUUUAAGCCGCAUGCAUGCUAGUUUGACCAUUGUCCUGGAUAGACUGAACAAGUUUUCUGAGGCUUCUCUGAAAAUGUGUGAAGAUGUGAGGCAGAAAUGUGAUGCAGCCAGAAAUACUUAUGUGAACUAUAGGCCUCCCCCAAGAUCCUUUAGCGUAUGAAAGCAUUUAGAACAUGUUUUCUUGUUCAAG
Ipomoea nil (Japanese morning glory) is the source of this 2718-nucleotide messenger RNA. RefSeq lists its product as uncharacterized. The record is from RefSeq and is a predicted model, not a curated record. Bases 622 to 2688 code for a protein of 688 amino acids. NCBI's taxonomy places the organism in Eukaryota, Viridiplantae, Streptophyta, Magnoliopsida, Solanales, Convolvulaceae. The transcript is spliced from 6 exons.